AUGGGAGCCUCAACCUCAAAAACAGUCAGAGCUCUUCCUAAACGCCCCGCUACCCCACACCCCCCGUGGUCAGGUGCUCGUCCAUCUCGUCCCACGCAAGCUGCUAGUGAAACAAAGAAUCAAGGUAAAAAAAAUAUGGUGUGGUUUGAGUUCACCACUCAAGCUGCUCUUCAGCUUGGGCAAGUACGCGUAGAUCACCAUAUGCAAACCGUCAACCUGGAACAGACUGUCAGGAAUACCUCCAACUCGCGUUUACAUGCUGAAGCCGACGCUGCCACCUUGAACCACAUCCCCGCUUCGACAUUCAGUAGACUUCUAGAUGAGCGCAAAGCAGUCCGCACUCGCCGCGACAUGCAGUUUCUUGCCAAACGGUUUGGACUUGAAGUGGAAAAACUGGAUUUGGUUGCUCAGUUUGUUACCACGCCGAGUGUCCGCGCAAACUCCCAGCAACGAGUGGCGCAACAAGAUGGCAGCGACAGGUAUAUAAUGCAGGUGAAAUCCAAACAGGCUGUCGUCAAAAAUGCCAGCUAA
Mycena indigotica is the source of this 531-nucleotide messenger RNA. RefSeq lists its product as uncharacterized. Bases 1 to 531 code for a protein of 176 amino acids. Lineage: Eukaryota; Fungi; Basidiomycota; Agaricomycetes; Agaricales; Mycenaceae. The record is from RefSeq and is a predicted model, not a curated record. The transcript has 3 exons.